AUGCCGUUAUCAGAUGGAUAUCGUUAUUGUCUAACAUGCGUAGAUCGUUUUUCACGUUGGCCUGAAGCAAUCCAUAUAGAUAAUCAGGAAGCAGCUACAGUAGCAAGAGCAUUCUUUUCUAACUGGAUAGCAAGAUUCGGAGCUCCCUUAAGAGUUACAUCAGAUCAGGGUAGACAGUUUGAAUCGUGUUUAUUUGAGCAGCUCAACCGAUUAAUGGGAACUACACAUUUCAGGACAACUGCUUAUCACCCGGCUUCUAAUGGUAUGGUUGAAAGAUUUCAUAGACAAUUAAAAGCCGCGAUAAGAUGUCAUAAUACUGAGCGUUGGGCGGAGAUAUUACCGACGGUUAUGCUUGGUAUUCGAUCAGCAUGGAAAGAAGAUCUUCAAGCGACUGUCGCUGAGAUGUUAUAUGGCGAGACUUUAAGAUUACCGGGUGCCAUGCUGGUACCAACCCAAGUGACCAGUCAUAGUGAGACCGAUUUUGUAAAAAAUCUUAGGAAGCAGAUGAAAAUGGUUAGGCCUGUGACUGGCACAAGGCAUGGAGUAAAACCAACCUUUAGGUUCAAGGAGAUAGAAAAGGCUAAAUAUGUAUUCCUUCGAAAUGAUGGACCAAAAAGACCUCUGCAGAACCCUUAUGAAGGCCCAUUUGAAGUUUUAUCACGAUCUUCAAAAACUUUCAAAUUAAUGAUACGUGGUAAAAAUGUCACCGUUUCAGUAGAUCGGAUUAAACCAGUCUACGAAAUAGCGGUGAAAACAAAUGAUUGA
Messenger RNA from Ctenocephalides felis (cat flea), 765 nucleotides. Its product is annotated as protein NYNRIN-like. The transcript has a single exon. Gene Ontology annotation, biological process: DNA integration. Gene Ontology annotation, molecular function: nucleic acid binding. Lineage: Eukaryota; Metazoa; Arthropoda; Insecta; Siphonaptera; Pulicidae. The record is from RefSeq and is a predicted model, not a curated record. The coding region runs from base 1 to 765 and encodes 254 amino acids.